Myxozyma melibiosi is the source of this 677-nucleotide messenger RNA. Its product is annotated as acyl-CoA N-acyltransferase. Gene Ontology annotation, biological process: N-terminal peptidyl-methionine acetylation. Gene Ontology annotation, cellular component: NatB complex. Gene Ontology annotation, molecular function: protein-N-terminal amino-acid acetyltransferase activity. Lineage: Eukaryota; Fungi; Ascomycota; Lipomycetes; Lipomycetales; Lipomycetaceae. The record is from RefSeq and is a predicted model, not a curated record. The coding region runs from base 87 to 629 and encodes 180 amino acids. The transcript is spliced from 2 exons.
GUUUAGGAGUUAACUCAGAUAUUCAACCCAUCUUCACCACAUCCUCUCCACACCUUUCUCUACUCCUACCACAACAUAUAGUGAAAAUGACAUCACUACGUCCAUUCCACGCUACAGAUUUAUUCCGGGUCGACGCGGUGAACUUGGACGUGCUGACGGAGAACUAUCAUAUCAAUUUCUAUCUGUCGUAUCUGGUGAGCUGGCCGACGCUUUUCUUUUCGACUGAGAAUCCGAGGGGGGAGAUUACCGGGUAUAUGAUGGGCAAAACCGAAGGCAAGGCGAAAGAAUGGCACGGCCACGUAACCUGCCUCAGCGUCGCCUCGGAUUACCGACGGAUCGGCCUCGCGCGAACGCUAGUCGACAACCUCGAGCGACGAAGCGAAGACCCUUACGAUGCAUACUUUCUCGACCUGUUUGUGCGCGCGAGCAACGUGCAGGCGAUCGGGCUGUACAAGGGGUUCGGGUAUAGCGUGUAUCGAAGGGUGGUGGAGUAUUAUUCUGCGGAUCCGCCGGAGACUGGGGAGGACGCGUUUGAUAUGCGGAAACCGCUCAAGAGGGAUGUGAAGAGGGAGAGUAUACGGGAGGAUGGAGAGAAUUUUAGGGUGUCGCCGGAUGAGGUGUACUUAUAGACCAGACUCACAAUGCAUUAAAACGCCACGACCAAUACAGUAUUCAUA